CAAAUGGAGAGAGCACAAAAUCCUGGGCCAUGUUGUGUUUGCCCUCCCAAUUUAUUGAUGAAUCAAGAAACAAUUCGUUAUCGGAAAGUUACUUCCCUUGCUAUGAAAAAGCUUGUGGAGAAUGGAUUUAAACUUGCUGAGUCUGAUGAAACACGAUAUCUUUGUCAUUCAUGUUAUAGUAAUAUGGUAGUAAAUCCAGUAAAUAAAAGAAAAUGGAAAGAGGAAAAACAUAUGAAAAUCAGCACCACCAAACAAACUAAGCGAACUGUUUAUCAAUCCCAUAGUAUUGGCAAUCAUAACACAAGUUCUACAACUAUAACAUUAGACAAUCACAUGCUUGUUCCUAAGGGUGAAUAUAAGAAAUUA
This is a messenger RNA of Dentiscutata heterogama, 366 nucleotides long. The record is from the annotation of a GenBank genome assembly. Lineage: Eukaryota; Fungi; Glomeromycota; Glomeromycetes; Diversisporales; Gigasporaceae.